This is a messenger RNA of Tricharina praecox, 2532 nucleotides long. RefSeq lists its product as uncharacterized. Lineage: Eukaryota; Fungi; Ascomycota; Pezizomycetes; Pezizales; Pyronemataceae. The coding region runs from base 1 to 2532 and encodes 843 amino acids. The record is from RefSeq and is a predicted model, not a curated record. The transcript is spliced from 2 exons. Gene Ontology annotation, cellular component: Sin3-type complex.
AUGCCUUCCGUCGCGGGCCCAGUUCACGCCCACGCCUAUAUCCUGGCACCUCCGCACCAUGGCGAGCACGCGUCGGAAUUGUCGCCGCCGUCUUCGGGAGCUACAGCACCGAUUGAGACGGAGGACUACGUGUUCUGCGACCCGGCAGCCUCUCGCUACCUUGAGGACGAUCCCUUCGUAUCCGUCGUACAUCGGCAGCGCGAGCUCUACGGCUACGAAAUCUACCUCGUUGAACAGUGGGCCUGCUCGCGUAGUCACCCUACGUUCGUGAUCUGCACCUACACGGGCGACAGCUCCCACCGCAUCACCAUCUCCGUCCUGCGCAUCCCGAAGUACGAAAAGCUAUGGUCGCCGAAGCUGUCCAUCUACUUCGAAGCCGUGAACCUAUACGCUCGUCCCAAAGAAACGGAGUUGGGGACCAUGAUGGUUACGAACCUGUCAAGCUUCCCGUCCGCCCUGACGGUGGUACACGUGCCCGGGGGUGACGUCAAGUCGCACAGGCUUGAUUUCAUCGUCAACGAGGAUCUGAAGCGCAUGGGAUGUUCGGGCCGCAGCGCGCUGACGCUGACGAUGCCGACCGACGCAAGUCAGACAAAGUUUCACCAACUAUACCGGACGAGCGAUCGUCUUCACUUCUACACUGCUGUUGUCGAGCUCGUGCGAUUAUGCCAGCUUGCGUUGAUGGCAUUCGGAAAGCUCAAGCAAAACUCCAUGUAUGCCGAUGGUUUGCUCUGCGAUGUCACGGAGAAGGGGAUUAGGGAUUGGUGGGCUGAGUUCGGUACGGAGUUCUACAACGCAGAACCGAAUGAUGGAACACUGGGCCCUUCUACGGUUGCUGCAUUGCUCGGAAUGCUGCUGGGCGCGCGCAAUAGGCUGAGUCUCUACGGAGCACCGGUGCCGAAGGAUGCAUUCGAUCUUCCGGCACUCGAGAAGGCAGUCGCAUAUUUCCAGCGCCAGCAUCGUUUGGAACGGACUGGUUACAUUGACCGCAAUGUAAUAGAACGCCUACACAAUAGCACGACAAAGUCCGGGCCUAGUAGCGCCGACAUAUUUGCCGUUCCCAGAGCCAUCAAAUCGACAGUUGCAGAUCUCUCUGCGCGCGCAGUGGGCAGUUCCGGGUCGACUGAUGUCACGGCAGUCGAAACGAUGGAUGUCGAACGGUUCGUGCGCCAUAUCUCGGGGGAGAGCUGCAAGUUUCUCUGGCAGGGGAAGCCUCGCAAGACCGCAUCGUUUCCGUCCGGCGGCACACACUCCACCUCGCCCUCUCGAAGGAACAGCGUAGAUGGACGACCUACAGGAUCGUUGAGUGGUGAUGACGAACCGGUCACCGCCGCAUCCGGAAUGUUGCAGAAUUUCAGGAGUGGGACUCCAGAGCCUAGCGAAACACCGUCGGUCUCUAGUUUGAGUACACCUACGGGACAUCACCUUAUGAAUACAGGUUCUGGUAGCACCUUCGCUGCGACGGACACCACGAGAGAAGCAACAGUGUCUGACCUACGGAAGGCGGUUUUCAAGUCCGUCAGCGGUCGGAUGAAGGAUGUCGCAUCUGGCAUCAGUGCUGGAGCCGACAAAGUGCGAGGCCGUGGCCAUCAGAGAUCGCAAACGAAAGAAAUGUGUGCCGAGGAGGAAACGUCGGCGCCCGUUUCGCCCAUCAUCAAUCAUCACCAACAAAGCCGUCUUUUCCCUCCGCCGGCAAGUAGUGCGGGCUCCGUUAAGGGAGACGGAAGGGCUAGCACUGCACCACCUAGCCCCAGAGUGGCCAUGAAUGACGCGAAGGUACACCAGCUGGAGAGUUCUGCAACUGCCAAAACUGCAAGCCCGUCUGCAUCGCUCCUUAAUAUCGGUGGACCGUGGAACGAGGAUCCCUCGAUGGUGCUAUCAACUGCCGCCGGCGAUACCGCAAGAAGUUCUUCUAAUAAGCCCGCCCCGACGGAACGAGUCUCGUCUACAAUGGACCGGAAUAGGACGCGGAGCUGCACACGCCGGAAGUCAUUCAGCGAUUCACAAGGCCGGAAGCGACAUCAUGAAGCGUUCUAUUCGGGUCGGCUAUCGUUUUCGAUUGCAUCUGAAGCGGUUCUAAAUUGGGACCUACCCUUUUCUCCUCCCGAUCCCGAACUUCUUACGGAUCCCUUACACGUGGCCGGUACCGAUAUCGCCGAGUGGAGUGGACGACAAAUCUCGCGGCUGCAGCAUUCACUCAACACUCUGGAUGGGAACAUGCGACAUCUCAAUUCCAUGGUCGAGAACAAGUGUACGGUUGUGGGUGUCGCUGAGAGGGAAGGACGUUUGGGCAUCGACGCCGAACGGGAGAAGGUCCGUGAGAACAUUCGGGAGGCGGAGGUUCUGGGAGCACGGAUGAAGUACGAGAUGGAGGUGGUGCAGAGCAAAUUGCUGGACCUGGAAGAGUCGGUGGCCAAUCUUGCAAAGUUUGUGCACGAGAUCGAGGCCGAGGUCAAGAUCCUUGGGGACGAUGAUGGCGACGAGGGAAAGAGGGUGAAGAAGGGGUUGUUUGCGUGGAUUUUGGGGAGGUGA